This is a messenger RNA of Gavialis gangeticus (Gharial), 2283 nucleotides long. RefSeq names its product tektin 1 (gene TEKT1). Gene Ontology annotation, biological process: cilium assembly; cilium movement involved in cell motility. Lineage: Eukaryota; Metazoa; Chordata; Crocodylia; Gavialidae. The transcript has 8 exons. The record is from RefSeq and is a predicted model, not a curated record. The coding region runs from base 417 to 1625 and encodes 402 amino acids. Gene Ontology annotation, cellular component: microtubule cytoskeleton; nucleus.
UCCAAAGCUGCAAAUGUGGUGAUAUAAUGAAUCUUAAAAAAAAACAACCCCAGCACAUGGUUGUGUUAAAUCUUAGCAUCACAGAUAGCUUAUUUCCGACCGGAGGGGAUGGCAACACCCAUGUACAAGCCGUGACUAACCGUGUGCCUGAACUACAGCCCGCCUCUGUUGCCGGGAGGAAGUUGUUGGUUCCCAUAGGAACGGUUUUGUUUACGUUCCAGGUUGCCCUGAGUUCGCUCCUCUGGGCCAAGGGGAAACAUGCUUUGCUGCUGCAGGAACCAAGCCUGAAGGCACAACCUGGAGCUAAUUUGGUAAAGGAAGCUGCGGACACACAAUUUGGCCGGACAGGUUCUCCGUCCUAGUAGCUAAGUGGUAGUUUUGUUCCUGCUUUUCCACCCUGGGAUUUCAAAAGGACAAUGGCAAAACUCUUGCAAGUUCCUCCCAGGUUCUUUCCCUCAGAGUGGCACAUCGCUAACAAGACCCAGUAUGCCAGUGCAGAGUCUCAGAGAUCCAGGUCGGAGCGAGUUGUAGAGGAGAGCCAGAGGCUGGUGGACGAAAUCGAAAAAACAACUCAGAAAACCCAAAGCGACGUCAACAAGAAAAUAGAGCAGAGACUUGAAGAAAUAAAAUACUGGAAGCAAGAAUUAGAUGACAAACUCGAGGAGCUUGUUAAUGAGACAGAGGUGCUGCUGACUUUUAAGACAAGGGUAGAGAAAGCUUUGGAGAGCUGCAGAGAACCCCUUUUCAUUGCUCAAGAGUGUCUCCUGAACAGGGAGAGGCGAGUUGGGAUUGACUUGGUCCAUGACGAAGUGGAACGGGAGCUGAUAAAGGAAGUGGAAGUACUUCAAGGGGUUAUGGCCUUGCUUGAACGCACACUGGAACAAAGCAAUGAGCAAAUUAGGCUAAACCGUUCUGCUAAAUACAACCUGGAAAUGGAUCUGAAAGACAAGUUCACUGCCUUGACAAUCGAUAACUAUUGCGCCGACUUGACAAACAACACCCCUGAUAUCAGAUACGCCAAAAAUGUAGUGAAGGUGGAAGGGAAUUCUGUGAGCCCUGAGGACUGGGUCGAUUUCUCAAACAUAAAUGUCGAAAAGGCCGACAAACAGAGGAACAACUCCUUGGCUCUGAGGGCUUUGAUCGACAGCAUCCUGUCCCAGACGGCUGGGGACAUGCGCAAGCAGUGCGACACAGUGAACGUUGCUUUCCGAAAUCGGGUGAAGGAGACCAAAGAUGCAAAGAGCAAACUGGAGACACACCUGGCAAAGGUGAUGGAUGAGAUAACAUCCCAGGAGAAGAACAUUGCAGCCUUAAAGAAAGCUGUUGCCGAUAAAGAAGGACCUGCUAAGGUGGCUCAGACCCGCUUGGAGGCCCGGACCCAUCGUCCGAACGUGGAGCUGUGUCGUGACAUGGUGCAGUACCGGCUGAUGAGUGAAGUUCAGGAGAUCACAAGCAAUAUUCAGAGAUUAAAGGACACAUGGGCACAGGCUGAGGCAGAGCUGAAGGGCCUGAGCCGCCGGCAGCUGUCCCUAGAGGAGGAGAUCCAGGUCAAGGAGAACACGCUGUACAUCGAUGAAGUGCUCUGCAUGCAGAUGAGGGAGUCCAUUUCCAUCAACAACUUCUGAGACCCUGACAUCAGUGAUAGCACACUGCACAGCGGGCCAGUGUCUGCUGAGAGAUGCUCCGGAGCAAGGCUAGAGCAACUCUGAGCUGUCCCCUACCAACUCUGGAUUUACCCUGGGGUAACUUUGACCAGAUCCCAGCCCUGUGUGCUCACAAAUGAAUUAAAAUGGACUUAAACUGUCCCCAGGUGCCCUUGUUCCAAAGAAUACCCAAGUUCCAGAGGCUCCCCGUUUAAACAAUACAGUUAUGGAACAAAAGGAAAGCCCCAUUUUUACAGUCACCUGAUCUAUUUUGGAUGCUGCCAGUGUCACUUCAGCACUUACUGCUUUUUAAAUGCUGUGAGCUAAAACAGAAGUUCCUACAUAAAGUCAUUAGUUUUGGCAGGGGUGCCAGUGAACCUUAGAUGCGAUUGUUUUUCCAGUGCCUUAAGAUGCUAAGAAUGUGCAGUAGCUCAAUACCUGCUGGCUGCGUCAGCGUGACCUAAUGGAUGGCGUGUUGGGACCCAGGACACCCAGAUUCAAUUCCAGGCUCUGCCACUGGCCUGCCGGAUGACCUUGGGCAAGCUGCUUCCCAUCUCUGUGCCUCUGUUUCCCUUUUUGUAAAAUAGUGGUAAUAAUAGUGCUGUCCUUAGAGAUCUGUGAAUGAAGCAUACUAAAAUGA